CCUCUACAAAUACUCAGCCCUGCCACUUCCACACCGUCAGAUCGUAAUCUCUGCUCAUUCUGCCCACUCUGACUUUGGUCCCUGUCUCCAGUCCUACUUCUCGUCAGUCCUGCUACUCUGUCCUUGUCCCCCACUCUACGGUUCCCUUGGAUUCCCCUCUGGAUCUGCUUACCCUGUCCCAACACGUCUCGCUCCAGCUCCGGCCUCCGCACCUGGUUUACUGCAACCUGCCUUAGCUCCCCCUGGCCUGCCCUCAAUCUUACCCCUGUGUUUUAAUAAAUACAUUGGUCACCUCAUCCCAGUCACCUGUUCACCUGGGUUCACCUGUUCCGCUUCGCGUGACACAACAGGGUUCUAACUGGAACCAAAAAGGGUUCUCCUAUGGGGACAGCUGAAGAACCCUUUGGAACUCUUUUUCUAAGAGUGUAGCACCUUAAUUAACCCCCUAGUCAAAGGGACACCUUAUGGUGACAGUUAUGCAAAACUUCAAUGAUUUAGGCCCAGUGAUGGCUGUUACACUUGGUUUAUUACACCGUUGCUUAUCUCAUUAUAUACAAACCACCCAUUCAUUGACUGCUUACUUGUUCUGAUAAAAUGAGCUAUAGAGAACAUUUUUUCAAGUAAAAGUAGGAGCAUGUAAUUAGAAAGAGGUGGACAGUCCUCCCCAACCAAGCUGAGGAGAGAAGUGACUUUAAUCUGCACAAAUAACUUUCCAUGAAGCCUGUGUAGCGGAUAGCCUUGGACUUUCCACCAUAUCCUCUGUUUGAUGAACUGUUGAUAGCUUGAAAGCCAUGGUGGUGAGGAGUGGGGUGAUUCUGUCUGUCUACAUCAUCACCUUCCUGGUUGGCCUGCCUGGCAACAUCCUGGCACUUUACGCCUUCAGCGUCAAGAUCCACAACAAACCCACUCCCACAGACAUCCUCCUGCUCAACCUGACUGUGUCCGACCUUAUCUUCCUGCUCUUCCUGCCCCUCAAGAUGCACGAGGCAGCCUCCGGCAUGGUCUGGACUCUCCCCAGGCUUCUCUGCAACGUUACCUCUUUCGUCUUCUUCUCCACCAUCUACACCAGCUCCCUCCUGCUGAUGGUGGUCAGUGUUGACCGCUACCUGUGUGUGGCCUUCCCUGUCCAGUACAGGCUCCGCCGCAAGCCCUUGUACGGAGUGGUGAGCAGCCUGGUGGUGUGGGUCUUCAGCUCGGUCCACCUCUGCUUCAUCUACAUCGUGGAGAACCAGACCUCAUCUGAUUUAUUUACCUGCUAUAACAACUUCACCCAGGAGCAGCUGAAGGUGGUGCUUCCCAUGCGCUUGGAGCUGUGUGUGGUUCUAUACAUCGUGCCACUGCUGGUCUGUGUGUUCUGCUACCUGAACUUCAUCCUCAUCCUCAAUAGGACCCCUAACCUUUGUGCAGAGAAAAGGAAGAGAGCCGUCGGAAUGGCUGUGGGGACCUUGCUUGUUUUUGUUGUCUGCUUCCUGCCCUAUAAUGUCACCCAUGUACAGGGGUUCAUCAUCCAAGACAACGUGGAGUGGCGGCUCUACGCUCUGCUCCUGACCACGGUCAACACCGUCCUGGAUCCUGUGACGUUCUACUUCUCCUCCUCCAUGUUCCAGGCCACCAUGAAGAGGAUCCUAACUGGGAAGCGAAGGAACAGCACCCCUGGUGUCUUCAUGACAGCUCAAAACAACACUAGAGACAUAGAGGGACACUGUAACCCAGCCACAACUGAGGGAGGUUUGUCUGACAAGUGACAGAGC
This is a messenger RNA of Oncorhynchus mykiss (rainbow trout), 1751 nucleotides long. Its product is annotated as free fatty acid receptor 2. NCBI's taxonomy places the organism in Eukaryota, Metazoa, Chordata, Actinopteri, Salmoniformes, Salmonidae. Gene Ontology annotation, cellular component: plasma membrane. Gene Ontology annotation, molecular function: G protein-coupled receptor activity. Gene Ontology annotation, biological process: G protein-coupled receptor signaling pathway; cellular response to fatty acid. The record is from RefSeq and is a predicted model, not a curated record.